AUGUGUUUAUUAGUAUAUACGGAUCGAUACUAAUCUUUUAGGUUACAGCUUCCUCCGAUUAAAUCAAUGGACAACCUCUCGAAUGCUUUCUCCCUACUCGCCUUCGCCGACGAAGAUGCUCCAAUGGCUUCCUCUUCUUCUUCCUCCUCCGGGAAACAAGUAGAGAGAGUAAAUGGGUCAACAGAGAUUGGAGAUUACAAGCAACCACUGGUCUGGAUUGACUUGGAGAUGACUGGUCUAAAUGUUGAAGAAGAUAGGAUAUUGGAGAUUGCUUGUAUAGUUACUGAUGGGAAUUUAACCAAAUCAGUGGAGGGUCCAGAUUUAGUUGUACAUCAAACAAAAGAAUGUAUGGAUAAAAUGGGUGACUGGUGCCAAACUCAUCAUGGAGCUAGUGGGUUGACGAAGAAAGUGCUCUCUAGUACGAUAAGUGAAAGUCAAGCUGAGAAAGAGGUCACUGAAUUCAUAAAGAAGCAUGUUGGCUCUGAAAAUCCACAAUUAGCUGGAAACUCUGUCUAUGUAGAUUAUCUUUUCUUAAAGAAGUACAUGCCAGAUUUGGCUGCCCUUUUCCCUCAUAUACUCGUCGAUGUCAGUAGCGUCAAGGCUCUAUGUUCCCGAUGGUUCCCAAAAGAGAGAAGAAGAGCUCCUGCAAAGAAAAACAACCACAGAGCAAUGGAUGAUAUAAGAGAAAGCAUAAAGGAGCUUAAGUACUACAAGGAAACAAUAUUCAAACUCCACAAAGCAAGAAGAUGAGCAGAGUUAGGUACUGAGAUAUACAGUCAUAUUUUUUUGAAGAUUGUAUUCUGACAAAACCAUACAAGAUUGUUUCCCUACAAAAGAACCAUCCUUGUUUGGUAAUUAAAUUUGGAAACCAAGCAAAAAUGUUCAUGGGUCUAUUACCAAAUUUAGUACUAUAUUUAGCC
Molecule: messenger RNA, 920 nt
Organism: Capsella rubella
Lineage: Eukaryota; Viridiplantae; Streptophyta; Magnoliopsida; Brassicales; Brassicaceae
Product: oligoribonuclease
Exons: 8
Coding region: 67-750 (227 amino acids)
Cellular component (GO): mitochondrion
Molecular function (GO): 3'-5'-RNA exonuclease activity; nucleic acid binding
Source: RefSeq, a predicted model, not a curated record